Molecule: messenger RNA, 2091 nt
Organism: Capronia epimyces CBS 606.96
Lineage: Eukaryota; Fungi; Ascomycota; Eurotiomycetes; Chaetothyriales; Herpotrichiellaceae
Exons: 1
Coding region: 1-2091 (696 amino acids)
Source: RefSeq, a predicted model, not a curated record
AUGGACGAGAAAGUCUCACAACAAGGCAACGCCAUUGACGGCAAAUCUGGCCCCAAAUCACAAGUUCACCAACAUCUUCCUACGACCACGCACUCCGUCGCAGAGCAGCGAGCCACUCUUACAACAUCAGAUAUGGACGAGCAAGUCUCGCAACAAUCCAAUGCCAUUGACGGCAAACCUGGCCCUAAACCACAAGUCAAUGUUGCAACUAUUCAGACCAUAACGCCGCCACUCUUUGACCACAAUCUCGGACCAGAUCAAGUUGAAUUCGAGCGUGCCACUCCCCCGGCCGUUCAGCAGGCCGACACUGAGCCAGUCGUACAAAUUCGGCCUCCUCCAUCGCCUGCCCCCACAUCAUCGCCUGUCCUCUCAUCAUCGACCGAGGCACAGGCCUCGUCACGAACCCCUUCUCCGUUGCCAUCCUCCUCAGGGUCUGACGCCGAUGUUCUGGAAGCCAGAGCUGCUGGAGAGUUCUUUAUUCCAACCUCCGCCGAUGUUCUGGAAGCCAGAGAUGCUGGAGAGUUCUUUAUUCCAACCUCCGCCGAUGUUGUGGAAGCCAGAGAUGCUGGAGAGUCGUCCAUUCCAGCUCCCGCCGAUAUUGGUACGGUCGGGCCAGCAUCCAUUCCGCCCCCAAACCCUCCGAUCCCUAUCUCAAAACUGGUCCUUAGUGACUGCAUACCCAUUAGUUGGAGAGAUAUCGAGACGUUGUGGAAGGUGCUCUCCGAAAGAGAUGUCAGCGCAGAGACAGUAUUCCCUGAUGGCGAACUACUUGUACUGCCGAAAAGCCGUUUCUGGGACGAGGACUAUCGAGUAGUUCGACCCGCCAACUUCAUGCGCCGACUGAAGCAUCUUCUGGGAUAUCACAUUCCAGGGGCAACACCGGAAUACGGCUUUGAGACCGUCGAUACUUUUCAAUGCAAUAGUCGGGGUCCCUGGUACAUAGUAAGGCAAAUGGCCAUUUACGGGCUGCUAGAAAACUUUCCAUCUGGCACCCUGGACGUGGUGUACGCUAUUCGCGAGAUCUGCUUCAAUGGACAGCCACAUGAUCUCGAACAACCCGGUCUACUGCCAGAUCCGCAACAAGAUGGCAAGCCAACACGCCGCGGCAAGAAAUCCAGGGCUCAACCUCAGCAACAAAAUGACAAGCCAGCUCCCUCCAGCAAGAAUUCCAAGGCUCAACCUCCGCAGACUUCGCCGAAAACAAAGCCGGCCGAAAAUUCAAACCGACCGACUACCCGUCAAACUGCCAAGUCCUCCUUAAAGCUGACCGAGCCAGUCCAACCGCAAGUCAUCGAGCCAGCCCAUGCGCAAGAGGCUCAGCGAGUCCAGGUGCAAGACGCCAAACCCAUUGUGGCGCCGACAAAGAAAGCUACGGCCACGCCGCCGGCCAGAUCACAGAAGCGAAAACAAGAAGACGAAGACUUCGUCAAGCCUGCGCCCAAGAAGGCACGAAACAGCCGACAAGCCUAUGAUGAAACCAGCAAGAAAGCAUCUCCGAGUGAAAUCUUCGCCCGACGCGUCAAGAGUGCGCUAAACGCUCGUUCUCUCGAGAAGAACAACUAUGCGGUGUUUGGAGACGCGAUUCUACCCGACAAUCAGUCUUCAUUAGACCUAGCAACCCCCGUUCUCAAACAUGCCGUACAAGUUGCCAAUCAGCUCGAAGACCUGGGCGACGCCAUCGGUCUCAAUCCUCGGGAAGUUGCGGUUUGCAAAGAGCUGGCCAUCACCUGCGACACGUACCGCUGUCAGAAGGCGCGUUUUUUCCUCGGCCUGGAAAUCUUCGUCGAGUACAACCAUCAGGCACUGAAGGACGGCAGCUCGGACUUCAAGAUAUGGAAUGUCGGCAAGUCGCAAUGCCAGCUGUUCAAUAACAUUGAUGUCAACAAGUCCAGUGAUUUAUAUCAGGCAUUUGAGUCAUGGGGAUGGGUGGAGCCCAUGGGGAAGAAGGAUCCCAGCACGAAGAACUGGACUAUUUCGACAAACUACCUUGGACGUUUCCCGGAGAGUCAUCGUCGCAGGCUGAUGGAAGAGGUCGCCAAAUGGGAAGCCGAGAAUGUUCCGAACGCGGGAAAGUGUUAUGCGAAGGUUUGA